UUCAACAAUUUUUGAAUAAACAGAAGCGGGAAAAAUAAUAUUCAUCCAUUUCACUUUCUCGCACAUCAAUUUUCAAAAAUAUCUUUCUCUCUCUAAAAAUUUCCGCGUAAGAGAUUCAGUUCUACAUUCGUACAUAUUCUAAUUUUUUUCCUUCUUCAUCAAUUUUUUUCUGGCUUCUGCUACUCCAUUCAGAUUAAAAAAUGGGAGUGGAAAACUAUCAUGUCAUAGAGUUAGUAGGUGAAGGCUCCUUUGGCAAAGUGUAUAAAGGAAGGCGCAAAUUCACUGGCCAGACCGUUGCGAUGAAAUUUAUCAUGAAGCAUGGCAAAAGUGAGAAGGAUAUACAGAAUUUGCGACAAGAAAUUGAUAUUUUAAGAAAGUUGAAGCACGAAAACAUUAUUCAAAUGCUUGAUUCGUUUGAAAGUCCUCAAGAAUUCUGUGUUGUCACGGAGUUUGCUCAGGGUGAAUUAUUUGAGAUACUUGAGGAUGAUAAGAGUCUUCCCGAAGAACAGGUUCAAGCAAUUGCAAAGCAGCUGGUAACAGCUCUACAUUAUUUGCAUUCUAACCGUAUAAUACAUCGAGACAUGAAACCACAGAACAUUCUUAUUGGUGCCGGUUCUAUUGUUAAGCUAUGCGAUUUUGGAUUCGCACGUGCCAUGUCUGCAAAUACUGUGGUUUUAAGAUCUAUUAAAGGGACUCCUUUGUACAUGGCACCGGAAUUGGUACGGGAGCAACCGUACAACCACACUGCUGAUUUAUGGUCCCUAGGAGUCAUAUUGUACGAAUUGUUUGUUGGCCAGCCUCCUUUCUAUACAAAUUCAGUUUAUGCUCUCAUCCGACACAUUGUUAAGGAUCCUGUAAAAUACCCUGAUGACAUGAGUCCAAACUUCAAAAGCUUUCUGAAGGGCUUGCUCAACAAGGUACCACAAAAUCGAUUGACUUGGCCUGCACUCCUUGAACACCCAUUUAUUAAAGAAACUUUUGAGGAAAUGGAAGCGAGGGAAAUGCGUGCUGCGACUAUUGCAGCCAGGGGAUGUGAUGCAGCAUGGAGGGGUGAAGCAAAUAACAUACAGGCACCGAGUGGUUUGGUUGAUUCCAGCCCUGAGGGUAAAAGCAAUCCUGUUUCUGCUCCUGACAACUGUAAUACUCCAAAGCUUCAUAGUGAUUCUAAACUAUACAGUCCUAAUGCAGCUACAGGAAAUCCUUCACCAUGUGAGGAUUUUCCUGGAUUUACAAGUCCUAGUGAUGUUAAGCAGUCAGGUUGCCAGGCAUUAGACAGAUUUGAAAACAACUCUCGCACAGUUAAAGGUGCACAAAUAAUUGGUCAAGAUAAUGAAGCAUUAACUCUUAUUUUACUACCGUUGAAAAGAUUGUCAAAAGAAUCCCAGCAUUCUUGCAGGGAUCAAGACGUUUCCACUUUAAAUCAGGCUCUGAGAAUUCUUUCAAACUUAGCUGCAGCUAGUGCCAUUCAGUCUAGCGGGUUACUUGAUGACAUUUUAAGUGAACUUCUGGACUUUGCUGCUUUAAUAAUCAGCUUGAAAGCCUUGGAACUUAAUGAUUUGACUGCAAAGAGUUUUGCCAUUAUGAAGCUAUUAUUAGAUAAGAAAGGUGGCAUUGGAGCUGCAUAUUUCACACACUGGGUUGCCUUACUUGAAAUCUUUGUACAGGUUAUUAAUUCCAACGAGGACAAUUCUGGAAGAAUUUUGUAUGAGGCCACUGGAUGCGUCGUAGUUGUGUUAUCGACAGUUGCUCAGAACCUGAAAGCAAAUUCAGGCUCUGAAGCAGUUUCAAAUGAAACUAUGAAGAAAAUUUUGGAUCAUGCUAAGACAUGUGGAUUAGUUGAACAUUUGUGCUUUUGCUUAGCAACAUGUGGAUCAAGUCUAAUUUCAGGCUCUUCAAAUAUUUUGCGUGCUGCUUGCGAAGCAUGUAGAGCUAUUUGGUCACUGAUAGAUGCAGCAGAAACUCUUUUCAAUAAAGGAACUGUAUCUUUAUUUCCAUUAAAUUCACUUCGGAAUCUCUCUUUAAUGAGACUUGACAUCCGCAACCAGGAACAAGGUUCUCUGAUCGGGCCAGAUUCAACAAGACUCGUUGAUGCUGUGACAAGGGCAUUCCUUAAAUCAAAAGCUGUGCAAGUGGCUGUUUAUUAUUGCCUUCGUCAACAUCUAGAGGCUGUUCUUGCUGCUAGUAUUCAGAUUCUGUCAAGGUGCUGUCUGCAUAAUGCAAUUGUUCCCGUUAUUCUGUGUGGUUUGCCUAGCUCUCUUCCUGUUACGACUGUUGUUAGUGGUGGAGGCGAUGGAACAAUUGUUUCCGAGAUCUUUUCCGUUUUAUCCUUAUGUGCUUCAUCUCCUAACAAAGAUCAUCAAAUGGGUGACGCAACUAAUUUCAAGAGUAAACUAGUGAAUCCUUCUGCUCUGAUCUUGCACGCAUGCCUAAUCCUUGCUACAGUUGCUCAAUGUUUAAAGUCAACUGGAAGAAGAUCUGCGCUAUUUAUGCUCACUACCUCUCCGAAGAAGCAACUAUCCCGGCUUUCUAUUCUUGCCCAUCAGUUUUCUCAAGAUGACAGAACAAAAAGUUCGUUGCAGCCCCAUUGUGCAUCUGCCAUGCUGGCUCUUGCUUCCAUUUUAUCCCUUGAAUGUGGAGCUUCUGUCGAGUCGUCUAUCUCUGAAAUAGCACUACCUUUGAUUCCUCGUACUGGUACAAUAUGUGAACACCUCAAGAUUUCAAUCGGAAAUGAAAUUGAAACAGGCCCUAGUAAUGCAGAUGGUAUUAUAUCAUGCUGGCAUGGCCUUAGGGACGGAUGUGUUGGCUUGCUAGAAUCAAGAUUGAAAUGGGGUGGGCCAUUAGCUGUGCAACAGUUAUGUGCAAGCGGCAUCCCUCUGCUUCUUAUUGAGUUGCUAACCAACAGCCAUCUGACAACUUCUCCUCAAGGAAUGGACAACACAAUGGAUCGCAUGGGAUUAUCGCCUCUUGGGGUUAUUUGGACAAUAUCCUCAAUAUGCUACUGCGUUCCAGGUGGAACCUCAAUAUUUCGCCAAAUUUUAGUCAGGAUUGAACACAUUAAGCUCAUUUCCGAAUUGAUAUCUGAUGUUCACCUCAAGCUUGUCAAGCACUGGGGUGGGCCAGGUGGAGGAAAGGAUGGCGUCAGAGAUUUAAUAAAUUCAGUAAUUGAUCUUUUGGCGUUUCCUUUUGUUGCUGUACAGAGUGCUCCUGGUUUGCCAUCUGCUUCUGCAUCUGUUAACAGUGGGUUCCUUCUGAACGUGGCUUCACCUGGUGGGAGAAUAGCCAUGGAAGACAAGGAUAUGGUUAAAGCAAUCGAGGAAGAUAUGGGAAAGUAUCUUAAAAUCCUUUUGGAGGUGGGAGUGCCUGGCAUCAUUCUUCGAUGCUUGGAAUACUUGGAGUUAAGAGAUCUGGGAAGGCCUGUUGCAUUUCUGGCUAAAAUGGUAGGACACCGACCUCUUGCUGUUCACCUUGUGGGCAAAGGGUUGUUGGAACGAAACCGAGUAAGAAGAUUGCUCGAUACCUCUAGUCCUAGAGAGGUCAUGCUAGAUGUUCUGAUGAUCGUAUCUGACCUAGCUCGCAUGGACAAGGGUUUCUAUGACAACAUUAAUGGGACUCCUAUACUGGAAUUCUUGAAGGAGUUUCUUGUACAUGAUGAUCCUAAUAUACGUGCGAAGGCUUGCAGUGCUCUAGGCAACAUGUGUCGCCACAGCUCUUACUUUUAUAGCUCACUUGCAAGACAUCAGAUAAUAGGUCUUCUCAUUGAUCGAUGUGCUGAUCCAGAUAAACGCACCCGCAAAUUUGCAUGUUUCGCUAUUGGAAACGCUGCCUACCAUAAUGAUAUGUUGUAUGAAGAGCUGAGACGAUCCAUACCUCAACUAGCAAAAUUGUUACUCUCAACUGAAGAAGAUAAGACGAAAGCAAAUGCUGCUGGUGCAUUAAGCAAUCUUGUACGAAAUUCCAACAGACUUUGUGAAGACAUUGUCUCUAAAGGAGCCUUGCAGGCUUUACUAAAGCUGGUUGCCGAUUGUUCAGCAAUAGCUCUGAAUCCUAGCAGGAGAGAUGGCGUAAAUGAAUCGCCCUUAAAGAUAGCCCUUUUCUCACUGGCAAAGUUAUGUGCACAUGCACCCUGCAGACAAUUUGUCCGUUCAUCAGAGUUGUUUCCGGUCAUUGGACGACUCCGGCAGUCUCCAGAGUCGACAAUUGCCAAUUAUGCAUCGGUUAUAAUCAGUAAAGUUGCUGACGCUUGAAGCAGCAGAAAGGGAUUAGCAGAGAUAUAUUAUGUGAAUCAUUUUAGCUUAGUUUCCACUGAGCAGGUGAUGGAGAUUAUUACUUGUAAUCGUUCAGUGAUUUGGCAUAAAUAGCUGAGAUCAGUCGGAAAUCAAAGGUAAAGCUUACAAAUGAAAAAAUUGCAAUCCAGUGAACGUUGUAAGCCAUGUUCGGUAAUAUUCUGUAAAUGCAUUCAAAUCUCUUGUUAAUAAAUGUUAUUUAUUUA
Mercurialis annua (annual mercury) is the source of this 4489-nucleotide messenger RNA. RefSeq names its product serine/threonine-protein kinase TIO. Gene Ontology annotation, biological process: protein phosphorylation. The record is from RefSeq and is a predicted model, not a curated record. The transcript is spliced from 23 exons. Gene Ontology annotation, molecular function: ATP binding; protein kinase activity; protein binding. Gene Ontology annotation, cellular component: cytoplasm. Bases 201 to 4244 code for a protein of 1347 amino acids. Lineage: Eukaryota; Viridiplantae; Streptophyta; Magnoliopsida; Malpighiales; Euphorbiaceae.